AUGGCAAAUCCUGCUUUUAUAAUACUCCAACUGCUUCUUAUACACCUCUUUGCCUCUCCUCCAGUUUCUGCUUCCCUUUUCAACUCUACAAAUACCCAUUCUUUAUUUUCUGCCAAAAAUUUGCAAAUAGCAAAUGAAGUGGCUUCUCUGUUAACAUGGAAGUCCAGCCUCGACCGCAAAAGCCAAAAACUAUUGUCAUCCUGGGUUGAUGGUGGCAGUCACUGCAAUUGGACUGGAAUUCACUGCAACGCUGAUGGAAACAUUAUAAGCUUGGACCUUACUGGUUUUGGCUUACGAGGUCAGAUUACUCCAGAAAUUGGGAACUUAUCAAAGUUAGUAAAUUUAUCUCUAUCUAUAAAUCAAUUCUAUGGAUCCAUCCCUAAGGAAUUAGGAAAAUUGACAUUUCUUCAAGGGUUAUGGUUGUACUCAAAUAACCUUAGUGGCAAAAUCCCUCAACAAAUUGGAUUGUUAAAAUUGCUAAUAUUGUUGGAUCUUUCAUCAAAUGCUCUCAGUGGUCAAAUCCCUCAAGAAAUAGGGAACCUGCAGAACUUAAAAGUGUUGUCUCUAAACAACAACAAUCUAUCAGGGCAGAUCCCUCAAGAAAUUGGGUUGCUGAUUUCGCUUGUACAAAUGGAUUUUCGGACAAACACUCUUACGGGUCAAAUUCCUGUUUCACUUGAGAACUUAGGAGAUUUGACAGCUUUAUAUUUUGACUAUAAUCAUUUGUCUGGCUAUAUCCCUCAAGAAAUAGGGAAGUUGUCAAAGUUGGUAAAUUUUUCUUUACUUGAAAAUCAAGUCUAUGACCAAAUUCCAGCUUCAAUUGGUAACUUACAAAACUUAAAAUUCUUGGUCCUUUUUCGCAACAAUUUAUCUGGCCAUAUCCCUCAACAAAUUGGAUUAUUAAAAUCCCUUGUGUAUUUGGAUCUUUCAUCAAAUGCUCUCUUUGGUCAAAUCCCUCCAGAAAUAGGGAACUUGUCAAUGUUGGUACACUUAAAUCUAUACAAAAACCAGCUCCGUGGAUCCAUUCCUAAGGAGUUAGGAAAGUUGAAAUCUCUUCAAAGGCUAAUAUUGCUUUCAAAUAACCUUGUUGGUCAAAUUCCAGUUGAGUUCAACAAUCUCACUAAUUUGAGGAGUUUUCAAAUUGGCAGUAAUCAUCUCACUGGAUCUUUGCCUGAGAAUAUAUGUUUUGGCCAGUCACUUGAAAAAUUAUCUAUUGCAAACAACGAAUUUAGUGGAAAGAUUCCUAAAAGUCUCAAGAAUUGUACAAGCCUUAAUAGAGUUAGGCUUGACGGAAAUGAGAUUUAUGGAGAUGUAUCAAAAGAUUUUGGGAUAUAUCCAAACCUAAAUUACAUAGAUUUGAGUUAUAAUAACUUACACGGCCAAUUAUCUUCAAAUUGGGGUCUUUGUCCAACACUUACUGCUUUGAAGAUGUCGGGCAAUAGAAUUUCUGGAAAUAUCCCACUUGACCUUGUCAAUGCAUCUCAACUACAGUUUCUUGAUCUCUCAUCAAAUCAGUUGGUUGGAAAGAUUCCCACAACUUUGGGAAAGCUGAGAUUGUUGUAUAUGCUAAAGUUAGAUAAUAACAAACUUACUGGCAAAAUACCACUAGAAGUUGGGGAACUAUAUUUGCUUUCAGAGCUAAACUUAGCUUCAAAUAUGUUUGUUGGCUCAAUUCCCCCACAAAUUGGAAGAUGCCAACACCUAAUCACAUUGAAUCUGAGCAGAAAUAUGCUUGUGGGCAAGAUUCCUCUUGAUAUGCUAAGCUUGAAAUCCCUUGAAAAUCUCAGUCUCAGUCACAACAUGCUCUCUGAUCAGAUACCUCCACAAGUUGGAGGAUUAACCAAUUUAAACACCAUGGACUUAUCUCACAAUAAUUUUUCAGGCUCCAUCCCAUCAAGCAUUGCUCAAUGUGCAGCUUUAGUUUCUGUUGAUAUAUCUUACAAUCUGUUGGAAGGCCCUAUCCCUAACACUAAAGCAUUUCUACAAGCACCAUAUGCUGCCUUGAGUAAUAACAAAGGGUUAUGUGGCAAUCAUUCUGGCAUAAAGCCUUGCUCUCCACACAGUCAAAUUGAUAGCAAGAAUAGAAAUUUGGUAGUAAUUAUAUCAGUAGUCUUGGGAAGUUUGUUUCUAUUGACCGUGGUUAUUAUAGUUCUUUUAGUCUUUCGACGACCCAUGAGAAAUACAGUGGAGGAGCGUAGAGACUUUACAAAAGAUUUGUUCACAAUAUGGAGCUUUGAUGGAAAAAUGACAUAUGAAAGCAUUAUUGAAGCAACAGGGAACUUCGACUCCAGUUAUUGCAUUGGUGUAGGAGGGCAUGGAAGUGUGUUUAGGGCCGAGCUACCUAGUGGUCAGAUUGUUGCCGUGAAGAAGUUUCAUACAUUAGGCAUGCAAGAUGAUGAAAGGUGGCAUGAUCUCAAAAGUUUUUCAAAUGAGAUAAGCACAUUAACAAAUUUGAGGCAUCGAAAUAUUGUGAAGCUCUAUGGCUUUUGUUCUCACAAUAGACAUUCAUUCUUGAUUUAUGAGUAUUUACAAGGGGGGAGUCUAGCACAAAUUUUGAGUGAUGAUGAGAAAGCACUCCAGUUGGGAUGGUUGGAAAGGAUAAAUGUGGUCAAAGCUGUAGCUAAAGCUUUAUCGUACAUGCACCAUGAUUGUUUACCUCCUAUUAUUCAUCGGGACAUAUCAAGCAACAAUGUUCUGUUCGAUUCUGAGCAUGAAGCUCAUGUUUCCGAUUUCGGGACAGCAAGAUUUUUGAGCCUUGAUUCAUCAAAUUGGACUUCAAUUGCUGGAACCAUGGGAUAUACAGCUCCGGAGUUUGCUUACACUGCAGAGCAAUUGAUGGCAUGCUUUUUAAGGAUCUGUUAG
Molecule: messenger RNA, 2862 nt
Organism: Ipomoea nil (Japanese morning glory)
Lineage: Eukaryota; Viridiplantae; Streptophyta; Magnoliopsida; Solanales; Convolvulaceae
Product: MDIS1-interacting receptor like kinase 2-like
Exons: 4
Coding region: 1-2862 (953 amino acids)
Biological process (GO): protein phosphorylation
Molecular function (GO): protein binding; protein kinase activity; ATP binding
Source: RefSeq, a predicted model, not a curated record